This is a messenger RNA of Symbiodinium natans, 1329 nucleotides long. NCBI's taxonomy places the organism in Eukaryota, Dinophyceae, Suessiales, Symbiodiniaceae. The record is from the annotation of a GenBank genome assembly.
AUGACAGCCAGUAACUCUGCCCUGUUGUUUGAUUGGAUCCCCCCAGGCAGCAGGCCAUUCAACAACUUUACCCCGUCCAAGGCAUCUGGCACAGUGAUCCUGCUCUCGGUCAAGCUGGCGGACCCACAGCAACGGCGCAGUCGCAGACUGCGGCAGGGCAAGGAUGCUGGCAUUGCUGCCGGCACAAAGCAGAAAGUCAAGCAGGACACAGAGGUGGCCUUCGCCCUGAGGCUGCGCGACCUGGCGGUGCAGAGGUUGGCCUUCGCGGAGAAACAGUGGCAGAAAGCCAUCGAAAAAGGAGACUUGGAAGGGGCAAAGGAGUGGGAGAAGAAGGUCGAGAAGGCCGAGGAGAAGGUCAAUGAGGCCAAGGCGGAGGUCAAGGAAGCAAAGGAGGAGGUUCAGGAGGCAGAGGACCCUGCAUUGAGAAGACAGGCGACCGGAAGGAAGCGGGAGUGCAAGGCCCAGCAGGCGUGCGUGGUCAAGCACGAAGCAGAAGAAGCCGAUGAGGCUGGGCCGGUUCGCCCUAGCAAGAGGCGUCGCAUCGGUCCGUCCAGCGAGUCCUUGCGCACCACGCCCGAGGAGAGCCAGGCGGCCACUGACGCCUCUCCGGCGGGCUCCGAGACCGCAGCACCAGAAUGUCCCGUGCUAACGAGGCGCUUCCUUCGCUUCCGCGGCCUGGAGCGGCAGAGCGGCGUGAAAAACAUCAGCUGGGAAAGGCAAGCGAGAAGCUGGCGCGUGUCCUUCCAGAAUCAAAAAGCUGGCAAGAGGAAGCAGCUCAACUUCAACUUCCCCAUCUCCAAGCACAUGAAGGAGGGCUUGGCUGAGGACGAGGCGGUGGCGGCCGCGCUGGCGGAGGCCAAAGCGCACCGCGAGGAGCUGGUGCGCCAGGGCAAGCUGAAGCCCCCGAAACCCGCGACAAGCACAGUGAGGGGCGUUCGUCGCACACCAGCUGGAACGUUUCACGUUGAAAUUCGGAAUCCACGCACGAAGAAGCAAAAGUAUGGCGGCAGCUUCGAGACGCUGGCGGAGGCAGAGGCGAAGGCGCGGAAGCUGGCCAAGAAGCUGGGCCUGCACGAGGAGGUGGUGCCGGUGGAGCCGCUCUCGGAUCUUCCGCGCUUCGAGCCGCUCGGGCCGGAGAAGGUGACGUGGCAACUCCUUUCGCAGGCCUGGUAUGCACGUUGCUUUUUCAACGGGAAGAACAGGCGCAAGACCUUCCGGCCUAAGGAUCUCUCGGAGAAGGAGGUGGAGAAGGCCUGGAAGCGGGCGGUGGCCUGGCGCAAGCGGCAGGAGCAGGAGAGGAAGCAGACCAAGCGGGCUCGAAAGCGCUGA